This is a messenger RNA of Dimorphilus gyrociliatus, 2233 nucleotides long. The record is from the annotation of a GenBank genome assembly. Lineage: Eukaryota; Metazoa; Annelida; Polychaeta; Dinophilidae.
AGUUUAGGUUAUUAGUUGGCUAGUUGCGCGCCGUGGAUUACCUGAGAAGAGGGCGAGGCUAAAACUAACCGAAAUCAACGCUUUUCACCUCUAAUAAAUUACACUUAGUUGCAAAAGAUGGCUGAAGAAUUUGAUCAAGGAGCCUAUGGAAAUUAUGGAAAUAUUAUAGAAGAGUUACAGCCCCGUUUGACAGACUUAAAAGACAAUGCUGAGGACGAAAACCAUACAUAUAACGAUCAACAAGACUUGUCGCAUUCUCGUGAAUGGAAAGCGGAAGAGAAGGAAGAAGGUGCAAACCAAAACACAGAAUAUAUUGAAGACGUUGACAGGCCUGUUGUAGAACUCUUUGUAAAGGCUGGCUGCGAUAAGAAGAAAAAUGGAAACUGUCCUAUAUGCCACCGAUACUUUAUGAUGUUUUAUCUAUUACGUGAAGAGGGUCAGAUCGACCUGGUUGUUACAACGUUCUUACCAAGAGAUCCGCCACCAGAAGUGAAAAAUAUUUCUUCCGGUAAACAGUAUCCCAUUGUCAAAGUCCAUAGAGGAACAACGUUGAAUGGUAGCGAUAUUGGAGGGGAAGUUUGCGAUAAUACCGACGAAAUCGAUGCACUAAUUGAAAAAUUCGAUUCUGCAUUAAUGCCAAGCACAACGAUUCAAAAGAGGCAGAUAGCAGAUAAGGAACAUUCCGAAUUGGCAGAGCGUGAAAAGAAGGCGGAGUUGGCCUUUCAAAACUUGUACAAUUCCUUUAAUUUAUUCCUGAAGGAUAAAAAAGAUAAUGUUACAAAAUUGCUGAUAAAUUUAAAAACGCUGAACGAUUUCCUAGCAAGAAAUCAACGGAAAUUUCUUAUAUUAGAUACUCUAGCAAAAGCUGACUGCUAUCUUUUGCCUCUGCUUCAACAUAUCAAAGUAGCUGGAAAAGCUUAUAAAGAUUUCGUUAUACCCAACGAUUUUGACGCCAUCUGGAGGUAUCUUACCGAAGCUUACGAGACAGAAGCUUUCAAAGAAUCUUGUCCUGCCGAUAGAGAAAUUAUUUUACUCUACUCCGAAAAGGCAUCUUGUAAACCUAACGUUCCGAAUAGGAGAGCUGAACUUAUGGACGAAAUGAGAGAUUUUACUACUCCCUCCUUGUAAGAAAAAAAGAAAUUAAAAAAAAAAACAUGGCUUUAUGAAAAUCCAUAUUUAAAUAGGAAGCCGAAAAUCAUAUCGAUUAGUAAUUAUAUAUAUAUGAAUAUAUAUAUAUAUAUAUAUAUAUAUAUAUAUGUAUGAAAAGACCUUUGAAAAUUAUGAUUGUGAUAGUACAAAAAUGAUAUUGCUACGUUCUUGUUAUGUGCUUUACCAUUACAAAAUGUUUUUUUUUUUUAUAUAUUUGAUUUAAUUUCUCUCAUCAUGUUUUCUUACCCUUCCUCCCUCCCCCUCCCUCCUUCCCCCCCUACGCCAUCAUAGUUUUUAUUUGUUAUUAUUAUUAUCAUGGCUAUAUUUUGAAUUAUUUAUAUACUAUUAUUAUUUCUUUAGAGUUUCCAAUCAAAUAUCGGACCAUUUACAACAAUCUAUAAAUAGAUAUAUGUAUUUACAUAUUAAUGUACAUAUAUAUUCUCAGUCAGAAGUAUUUAAAAUGAAAGAAACCAUCUUUUUGUUUUUAUGCUAAGUUUCCAUGUUUUUUUUUUAUUUUUUUUAUUUUAUUUUAUAUUUCCUUCUUCUGCAAAGAAAAAAAAAUUUAUAUUUAUAUAUUACAACCGUUGCUAGCUAACAAAACAAUGAAAAACUGUUAGUCGUCUUAUCUAAGGCGGAUAAGUACUGUUAUUCUUAUCAAGCUGAUAAGAGCAUACUAUAAUUUAUGCGUUUAGUGGAACUACUUCAUAUUUACCAUAAGGCGUUUGUAAAUUUACUUUAGUUCAGUUAAAUUGUGACAACGGUGUGAAAAUUUUGCAAAAAAUAAAAUCGAUAAUAGUAUAAAAAAGGAGAAUUGAAUAGGGCCCCCCUUUUCGCAUUUCCUUAAAUUAUUCUAUUAUGCCAAAAUGCCUUUACGUAGCUUUUCUCACUCGGAGGGUAACUGCGCCAACAAUUAUCAAUAAAUAGAUAAUAAACACUUUUUAAAGCUAAAUAUAAUGUUUAUUUAUAUCAAUACUCGUUUUUCUUCGUAUGUUUCCCCUUUUAUGUCUCGUAUAAUAUAAUGAGAAUUAUUUACAAAUAGUACAUGUCUAUAAAGCUUUUAUUAUUAUUAUUAUUAUUAUUGCAG